GUCAAGUAUAAACGUGCACAUUUGUUGGAACACAAAUUGGUCGAGAUGUUGAUCAAACGAAAGUGGUUACGAUCCGGUUUGGUGUAUUAUUUGAAUUUACUCAUCUAUUUGGUGUUUUUGGCAUUCUUUUCUGCCUACAUGCUGUUGGCGAAAUCCGCUGAUCUAGUUCAUCAACAAAAUACCAGUUACGCGAAUAUGUCUUUGAGUGAGGCUUGCACUGGGGGCAAGCUCAUCUCGACAGCACAGUCUGUUUUGCAUGCAAUUGCGUUCUCAAAGUACGUUGUGCUCUCGUUCGGUAUCCUCAAUCUGGCAAAAGAAUUAUUUCAACUUGCAUUUAUGGGCGAUCGUUAUUUUUCUGUGGAAAAUUGUAUCGAAUUUGCCAUAUUUCUGUUGGCCAUUUCAACCGUGGUGGAUGCAAACACGUGUCUGAUCAAGUACGGAUUGAAAGUGGCCUGGCAAUGGCAAUGCGGAGCGCUGGGAGUAUUUCUGGCCUGGCUCAAUCUACUCCUAUUCCUACGACGAGUCCCAACUCUCGGCAUGUUUGUGCUCAUGUUCACCGUGAUCGUUCGAACAUUCGCCAAAUUUUUUUCCGUAUUUUUUCUCUUCAUUUUUGCUUUUGCUUUCGGGUUUCACAUUCUCCUAUCCAACCAGGUCUCGUUCAACAGUUUGGGCAACUCAUUGAUUAAAACGUCCGUGAUGACCUUGGGCGAAUUCGAGUUCGAUGCGGUGGCCGUCUCCGGAUCCAUUCGUACUAGUAGUGCCCCGUGGUGCAACCCAUAUAUGGUCAUUCAAAUGAAUCGUCAGAAAGAGAGAACCUAA
This is a messenger RNA of Echinostoma caproni, 819 nucleotides long. The record is from the annotation of a GenBank genome assembly. NCBI's taxonomy places the organism in Eukaryota, Metazoa, Platyhelminthes, Trematoda, Plagiorchiida, Echinostomatidae.